Molecule: messenger RNA, 912 nt
Organism: Clonostachys byssicola
Lineage: Eukaryota; Fungi; Ascomycota; Sordariomycetes; Hypocreales; Bionectriaceae
Source: the annotation of a GenBank genome assembly
AUGGAAAUAUCAAGGAGUGACAGCAAGCAGCCCAUCACGCUCACAUUCUUCACCACGGGCACAGUCAAAAUCAAGCACGCGAUGAAGGGCCAACCGAUCACCAAUCGAAACAGCACGAUGCGAAGAUUUCGAUCCCUGAUUGAUCGGCAGUGGUCCGACAGUCUCCCGAUCGGCGUCUUUCUCAUCUCUCACCCCAAUGGCCCUAUUUUGUUCGAUACGGGCGAGUCACCCCAUGUCAACGACCCGGGAUUCAAGCCUUUCUGGAGCCCAAUUGGCAUGUUCAGUACAACGGACAUUGGGCCGGAGGACGGAAUCGUGCAGCAGCUCAAGGCGAAUGGGUUUGAGCCUAAAGACCUGAAGGCGAUAGUGCUCAGCCACCUCCAUGGCGACCACGCCGGUGGGCUUUUGGAUCUGGUCACUGAAGCGCCAAACGUCCCUAUCUACGUAAGCCAGGAUCACUGGGAAGCGUUCGGUAAUAGUCCAGUCUUUGCCACCAUGCAAGGCUGCAAUCCAAGCAGAUGGCCGGACCCGUUCGAGCCUCGAACUCUCGACUUCUCCGAUGGUCCUGUCGGUCCUUGGAAGCAAUCGGCCAAGAUCUCUCCAGACGGACGUAUUGUUGCUGUCCCCUCCCCGGGCCAUGUCCCGGGACACAUGUCUCUGAUUAUCUAUGGAGCCAGCCGUGACGGAAUCGAGACGACGUAUCUCCUCCCUGGAGACGCCACAUACGGCAUUGACGUGCUUGACAAGGAGGAGCCGGAUGGGAUCAACGACGACCCCAUCGGCGCGCUGGAGAGCUUAAAACUGCUCAAAGAAUUCGCGAAGGAGACGGAAGUUGUAGUCUUGCCAAGUCAUGACCCUGACACGCCCCGAUUGCUCAAGGAUCGGGUCAUCUACAAACCGAAACCCAUUUGA